Gavialis gangeticus (Gharial) is the source of this 14613-nucleotide messenger RNA. It is a transcript of the gene FAT3, whose product is annotated as FAT atypical cadherin 3. NCBI's taxonomy places the organism in Eukaryota, Metazoa, Chordata, Crocodylia, Gavialidae. Gene Ontology annotation, molecular function: calcium ion binding; cadherin binding. The transcript is spliced from 28 exons. The record is from RefSeq and is a predicted model, not a curated record. Bases 386 to 14152 code for a protein of 4588 amino acids. Gene Ontology annotation, biological process: homophilic cell-cell adhesion; cell morphogenesis; cell-cell junction assembly. Gene Ontology annotation, cellular component: plasma membrane; catenin complex; adherens junction.
UUUUUUUUUCCCAGGGAGCUUGCAAGCAGGGAAAUUCAAACUGCAUGAUCUUCGGCUGUAGGUUAGUUAAAUGGUUGAGACCAGUUUCUCUUAGUGAAAGUGUUUGUGCUAUUUCGCCUGGCUCCCUCUUUUUAUUAUAUAAACACAAAGGUUUUAAGAAACUAAGAUCUGUAGUUCUUUUUUGUCUUUCCUCGUUACCGUGGCAGCAUGUAUCUUGGUUGCUGAAGAAUGAAGCAGGCAGGCUGGAGGUUUUUUUAAUGUUUAAUGCUUUUGGGGCCACUAGAGAGGAUUCCACAGAGAAAUGUGUACAGCAGCGGUGCCCACUGAGUUUGUUACGCUUGUUCUCUGUCACUUCUUCUGACUCAAAGGAUAAAAGGAUGAUGUGAUGGAGGUGAAUAUGGUCUGCUGGUCAGGCACACGGCCCUCCCUGUCUUGCCUCACCCUACUGCUUGUCAAGCUGUUGGCCAGCGUUUGCCAAGGACUUCAAGGGACAAUACCACUCGGCUUUCACUUUACACAUUCCAUUUACAAUGCUACUGUGUACGAAAACUCUGCUGCGAGGACCUAUGUCAACAGUAAAUCUAGAAUGGGCAUCACCUUGGCAGAUCUUACGUGGGACAUCAAAUACAGGAUAGUGUCUGGUGAUGAAGAAGGCUUUUUCAAAGCAGAGGAGGUCAUAAUAGCUGACUUCUGUUUCCUAAGAAUAAGAACUAAAGGUGGGAAUUCUGCUAUCUUAAACAGAGAAAUCCAAGACAACUAUUUAUUGAUAGUUAAAGGGUCUGUCAGAGGAGAGGACUUAGAAGCAUGGACUAAAGUGAAUAUCCAGGUUUUAGAUAUGAAUGAUCUAAGGCCUUUGUUUUCCCCAACCACGUAUUCCGUAACAAUAGCAGAAAGCACUCCCUUAAGGACUAGUAUUGCACAGGUCACAGCAACAGAUGCAGACAUUGGGUCCAAUGGUGAAUUCUAUUACUACUUCAAAAACAAAGUUGAUCUCUUUUCAGUUCAUCCAACCAGUGGAGUUAUCUCCUUAAGUGGCCGAUUGAACUAUGAUGAGAAAAACAGGUAUGACCUUGAAAUUCUGGCUGUAGACCGUGGGAUGAAACUUUAUGGAAACAAUGGAGUAAGCAGUACUGCCAAGCUUUAUGUUCACAUUGAACGUAUAAAUGAACAUGCCCCAACUAUCACUGUAGUAACUCAUGUACCCUUUCCAUCAGACAAGGAACCGACAUAUGCAGUUGUUAACAUUGAUGACCUCGAUGAAGGCGCUAAUGGGGAGAUUGAAUCUGUUUCUAUUGUAGCUGGAGACCCAUUAGAGCAGUUCAUUCUGGCUAAGGAGGGUAAGUGGAUUAAUGAAUACAAAAUCAAAGAGAGAAAGCCUAUAGAUUGGGACAGCUUCCCGUAUGUUUACAACCUUACUCUCCAAGCAAAGGACAAAGGAUCUCCUCAGAAGUUUUCUGCCGUUAAAAUGGUCCAUAUUGCUAGUCCCAAAAGAGAAAGUGUCCCAGUAAAGUUUGAAAAAGAAGUCUAUGAUGUGUCAAUCAGUGAGUUUUCUCCUCCUGGAGUGGUUGUUGCUAUAGUGAAGCUGACACCUGAACCACAGGGCAUGGAAUAUAGAAUAUCUCCUAAUCUGGAUGCUGAUUUUUUUAAAAUUAAUCCCAGGACAGGGCUUAUUACCACUGCUCAUCCCUUGAAAAUCAUUGAAAAGGAACUCUAUGAAUUGGAAGUGGUAAACAAAGGUGGUGAUUUAAAAGCUCAAGUUAUUGUCAGGCUAGAAGAUGUCAAUGAUCACACUCCAGAGUUCAAACAGCCUUCAUAUAGCUCUUUCAUCAACGAAAGUGUUCCUGUGGGAACCAGCAUUCUGUCUGUUUCAGCAUUUGACAAAGACAGGGGAGAAAAUGGAUAUAUAACAUACAGCAUUGCCAGUCUGAAUUCACUGCCAUUCACUAUAAACCAGUUUACUGGUAUUAUUAGCACAUCUGAAGAACUGGAUUUUGAAUCCUCUCCAGAGAGCUAUAGGUUCAUUGUCAGAGCCUCAGAUUGGGGGUCACCAUAUCGCCAUGAAAGUGAGGUUAAUGUCACAAUAUUCGUAGGAAAUGUCAACGAUAACAAACCUUUGUUUGAAAAAGUGGCAUGUCAGGGAGUCAUUUCAUCUGACUUUCCUGUUGGUGGUCACAUCACUGCUGUUUCUGCAAUAGAUAUAGAUGAGCUAGAACUGGUGAAGUACAAGAUAAUCUCUGGAAAUGAGCUUGGAAUUUUUUAUUUAAAUCCUGACUCUGGUGUUCUGCAACUUAAAAAAUCUCUGAUUAAUUCUGGCAUAAAGAACAACAUUUUUGCCCUUAAAAUAACAGCUACUGACGGAGAGAAUUUUGCUGAUGCCAUAUUUGUCAACAUUUCAGUAGUCCAUGGCAAAGUGUCCUCAAAGACCUUUAGCUGUAGAGAAACUAGGGUUGCUCAGAAGCUAGCAGAAAAAUUGCUCAAAAAGGCAAAAGCAAAUGUGAAGCUGAAUUUGGAAGAUGGUUUCCUUGAUUUUUAUUCAGUGAACAGGCAGGCUCCCCACUUUGAUAAAUCCUUUCCUUCUGAAGUAAUGGUUAUGGAGGAUCUGCCUGUUGGUGCUAGCAUCCUAAGGAUAAAGGCAUACGAUGCAGACUCUGGCUUUAAUGGGAAAGUUGUCUACACAAUUUCUGAUGGUAACACAGAUAGUUGCUUUGACAUAGACAUGGAGACAGGACUGCUUAAAGUUCUUAUGCCCAUGGACCGUGAGAAAACAGAGCUGUAUCUCCUUAAUAUUACAAUUUAUGAUUUAGGUAAUCCUCAGAAAUCUACAUGGAGGCUACUGACUGUAACAGUUGGGGACGCAAAUGACAACAGGCCUAUUUUUUUACAGGACAGUUACUUGGUUAAUAUUUUAGAAAGUACUAGUCUUGGUACAGAGAUCAUCCAAGUAGAAGCCAGAGAUAAAGAUCUAGGAUCCAAUGGGGAAGUGACUUACUCGGUACUGACAGAUACGAAGCAAUUUGCCAUCAAUAGUUCUACUGGAGUAGUUUAUGUAGCUGAUCAUUUAGACAGAGAAUCAAAAGCAAACUACACACUAAAAAUAGAGGCCAGGGACAAAUCGGAGAAUGGCCAUCAACAAUUUUCUGUUGUGCCUCUGAAGGUUUUUUUGGAUGAUGUAAAUGAUUGUUCUCCAGCUUUUAUACCAUCCAGCUACAGUGUUAAAGUUCUUGAAGAUCUGCCAGUUGGCACUGUGAUAGCUUGGUUAGAAACUCAUGAUCCAGAUCUUGGCUUGGGAGGUCAAGUACGUUACUCACUGGUGAAUGAUUACAAUGGGCGAUUUGAGAUAGACAAAGCAAGCGGUGCCAUCCGCUUGAACAAAGAACUUGAUUACGAGAAACAGCAGUUCUAUAACCUGACCGUGCGUGCAAAAGACAAAGGACGUCCGGUGUCUCUUUCUUCUGUUUCUUUUGUGGAGGUGGAAGUGGUGGAUGUUAAUGAAAAUCUCUACACCCCUUAUUUUCCUGACUUUGCUGUCAUUGGAUCUGUAAAGGAGAACUCCCGCAUUGGAACAAGCGUUUUGCAAGUGGUAGCACGAGAUGAAGACUCUGGACGGGAUGGGGAGAUCCAGUAUUCCAUCAGGGAUGGCAGUGGCCUUGGAAGAUUUAGCACAGAUGAAGAAACUGGAGUUAUCUACACGGCUGAUGUUCUUGACCGAGAGACAACCAAAUCCUAUUGGCUAACAGUGUAUGCAACUGACCGGGGUGUUGUCCCCCUCUACACUACCAUUGAGGUCUAUGUUGAAGUUGAGGAUGUGAAUGACAAUGCUCCUCUGACCUCAGAACCCAUUUAUUACCCAGCUGUCAUGGAAAACUCCCCUAAGGAUGUAUCUGUCAUUCAAAUCCAGGCUGAGGAUCCUGACUCCAGCACCAAUGAAAAACUGAUCUAUAGGAUUACAAGUGGAAACCCUCAAAACUUCUUCGUAAUCAAUCCCAAAACAGGUCUGAUUACAACCACAUCAAGAAAAUUGGAUCGGGAGCAGCAAGCAGAGCAUUUUCUGGAGGUUACCGUCACAGAUGGCGGCAUCUCCCCCAAGCAAUCUACUGUCUGGGUGGUCGUUCAAGUUCUGGAUGAAAAUGAUAACAAGCCACAGUUUCCAGAGAAAGUCUAUCAAAUCAAGUUGCCAGAGAGGGACCGUAAGAAAAGAGGGGAACCUAUCUACAGAGCAUUUGCAUUUGACAAGGAUGAAGGCCCAAAUGCAGAAAUCUCCUACAGCAUCAUGGAUGGAAAUGAUGAUGGGAAAUUUUUUAUUGAUCCUAAAACUGGAACUGUUUCCUCCAGAAAGCAGUUCACAGCAGGGAGUUACGACAUCUUAACAAUAAAAGCAGUGGACAAUGGACGACCCCAAAAGUCAGCAACUGCACGCCUGCAUAUUGAAUGGAUUAAGAAACCGGCCCCCUCUCCUGUACCACUGACCUUUGAUGAGCCCUUCUACAACUUCACUGUCAUGGAAAGCGAUAAAGUAACUGAAAUUGUGGGAGUGGUUUCUGUGCAACCUUCUAACAUCCCUUUGUGGUUUGAUAUAGUUGGAGGGAAUUUCGAUAGUUCUUUCGACGCAGAGAAGGGAGUGGGCACUAUUGUCAUUGCAAAGCCCUUGGAUGCAGAGCAGAGGUCAAUAUAUAACAUGACUGUGGAGGUCACCGAUGGAACAAACAUUGCAACAACUCAGGUUCUUAUCAAGGUGUUGGAUAAUAAUGAUAAUGGCCCAGAAUUCCCUCACCCAAGUUAUGAUGUCACAAUUUCGGAGGACAUACUUCCUGAUACCGAGAUACUGCAAAUUGAAGCUAUAGACAGAGAUGAGAAACAUAAGUUGAGCUAUACUAUUCAUAGCAGUAUUGACUCCGUCAGCGUGAGGAAAUUCAGAAUCGACCCCAGCACAGGGGUACUCUACACUGCCGAGAGAUUAGACCAUGAAGCUCAAGAUAAGCACAUCCUUAAUGUAAUGGUUCGGGAUCAGGAGUUCCCAUAUAGGAGAAACCUGGCCAGAGUUAUCAUAAAUGUGGAAGAUUCCAACGAUCACAGUCCAUACUUUACCAGUCCUUUGUAUGAAGCCUCCAUGUUUGAAUCUGCAGCUAUUGGAUCUGCUGUUCUGCAGGUCACUGCCUUGGACAAAGACAAAGGAGAAAACGCAGAGCUUAUCUACACCAUUGAAGCAGGAAAUACUGGAAACACAUUCAAGAUUGAACCUGUUUUAGGCAUCAUAACAGUAUUGAAGGAGCCAGACUUGACCACCAUGGUACAGUUUGUUUUGUCUGUCAAAGUAACUGACCAGGGAUCCCCACCACUAUCUGCAACAGCAAUUGUUCGCAUUUCUGUGACCAUGUCAGAUAAUUCCCACCCAAAGUUUAUGCAUAAGGAAUACCAAGCAGAAAUUAAUGAAAAUGUUGAUAUUGGAACGUCGGUCAUCCUGAUCUCUGCCAUCAGUCAGUCUACAUUGGUAUAUGAGGUCAAGGAUGGGAAUGUGGAUGGAAGCUUUACUAUAAACCCAUACUCUGGAGUCAUCACCAGUCAAAAGGCACUUGAUUAUGAACGCAUAUCCUCGUACCAGCUCAUUGUACAAGCAACCAACAUGGCAGGUAUGGCAUCAAAUGCCACCGUGAACAUUCAAAUUGUGGAUGAAAAUGACAAUCCACCAGUUUUUCUCUUCUCCCAGUACUCCGGCAGCAUAAGUGAGGCUGCUCCUGUAAACAGCAUAGUCCGGAGCUCAGGUAACAGCCCACUGGUGAUACGAGCCACUGAUGCUGACAGUAAUCAGAAUGCUUUGCUUGUCUAUCAGAUUGUCGAAUCCACUGCUAAGAAGUAUUUUAUUGUAGAUUCCAGCACUGGUGCAAUCAGAACAAUUGCAAAUUUAGACCAUGAAACAAUAGCUCACUUUCACUUCCAUGUGCAUGUUAGGGACAGUGGAAAUCCACAGCUCACAGCAGAGAGCCCUGUCGAAGUAACCGUUGAAGUAACUGAUGUCAAUGACAACCCACCUGUCUUCAGUCAGGCUGUAUUUGAGACAGUUUUGCUGCUGCCCACUUAUGUUGGAGUAGAGAUUCUUAAAGUCCAGGCUACUGACCCAGAUUCAGGGGUUCCACCUGAACUGACAUACAGUCUCAUCGAAGGCAACAUGGACCAUUUUUUGAUUGAUUCAGGUACAGGUGUAAUCACCAUAAAAAACAAUAGCCUUUCCAAAGACCAUUAUAUGGUGGUAGUGAAAGUGUCUGAUGGAAAAUUUUACAGCACUGCUAUGGUGACCAUAAUGGUAAAAGAAGCUAUGGAUAGUGGGCUCCAUUUUACACAAAGCUUUUAUUCCACAUCUAUCUCAGAGAACAGCACUAAUAUCACAAAGAUAGCAGUUGUCAAUGCUAUUGGGAACCAUCUGAAUGAGCCCUUGAAGUACAGUAUAUUAAACCCAGGGAAUAAGUUCAAGAUUAAAUCCACUUCAGGAGUCAUCCAAACAACUGGCAUCCCUUUUGACCGAGAAGAGCAAGAGCUGUAUGAGCUGGUAGUAGAGGCAAGUCGUGAGCUGGAUCAUCUACGUGUGGCAAGGGUGGUUGUCAGAGUUAACAUUGAGGACAUAAAUGACAAUGCUCCAGUAUUUGUAGGGCUGCCUUACUAUGCUGCUGUACAAGUUGAUGCUGAGCCUGGUACUCUGAUAUAUCGCGUCACAGCCAUUGAUAAAGAUAAGGGUGCAAAUGGUGAUGUGUCAUAUCUUAUAAAGGAAGACUAUGGACAUUUUGAAAUUGAUAGACAAACUGGUAGUGUCACUUUAAAGGGAGCUUUCAACUCUGACUUAUCUAAUAUAGAGUACUUGGUUAUCAUCCUUGCAAAAGAUGGUGGCAAUCCAUCAUUGUCUGCUUCAGUAGAACUGCCUAUUACUAUAGUUAACAAAGCAAUGCCUGUGUUUGACAAGCCUUUCUAUACAGCAUCAGUAAAUGAAGACAUAGAGAUGCAUACCCCAAUUCUGAGCAUAAAUGCUACCAGUCCAGAAGGCCAAGGUAUCAUUUACAUCAUUGUUGAUGGAGACCCCUACAAUCAGUUUAACAUUGACUUUGAUACUGGAGUUCUGAGUGUCAUCAGUCCAUUAGAUUAUGAAGAAAAUUCUAUUUUUAAGCUGACAGUAAGAGCCAGCGAUGCCCUAACUGGUGCUCGGGCUGAGGUCACCGUAGACUUAAUCAUCAAUGAUGUAAAUGAUAAUCCUCCUGUUUUUUAUCACUCAGCCUAUAAUGCCACCUUGUCUGAAGCAUCUUUGAUUGGGACUCCUGUGUUACAAGUGGUUGCUACUGAUGCGGACUCUGAAAAUAAUAAAAUUGUUCAGUAUCAGAUAGUCCAGGACACUUUUAACAGCACUGAUUAUUUUCACAUUGAUAGCAGUAGUGGUCUAAUCCUAACAGCCCGUUUGUUGGAUCAUGAACUAGUUCAGCACUGCAGCUUAAAAGUGAGGGCAACUGAUAAUGGAUUCCCACCUCUGAGCAGUGAAGUUCUUGUUAACAUAUAUGUGACAGAUAUGAAUGACAAUGCACCAGUUUUUAACCAGUUAAUAUAUGAAUCCUACGUGAGUGAACUGGCACCUCGGGGUCAUUUUGUGACUUGUGUCCAAGCUUCUGAUGCUGACAGCUCUGAUUUUGACAGACUGGAGUACAGUAUCUUGUCUGGAAAUGAUCGAACCAGCUUUAUAAUGGACAGUAAGAGUGGCAUUAUAACCCUGUCUAACCAUCGGAAACAGAGGAUGGAGCCAAUGUAUAGCUUAAAUGUCUCUGUUUCUGAUGGAUUGUUCACCAGCACAGCUCAGGUGCAUAUCCAGAUCCUUGGAGCUAACCUAUAUAGCCCUGUGUUUUCACAGAGUGUUUAUGUGGCAGAGGUUAGAGAAAAUGCUGCCCCUGGUACUAAGGUAAUCCAUGUAAAAGCAACAGAUGGUGAUUCCAGUGCAUAUGGCCAGAUAAGCUACUCCAUAAUAAAUGAUUUUGCCAAAGAUCGAUUCUUAAUUGAUAACAAUGGGCAGAUCCUAACAACUGAGAAACUAGACCGGGAGAACCCUUUGGAAGGGGACAUCAGCAUAUUCUUAAGGGCUCUGGAUGGAGGUGGAAGGACUACUUUUUGCACCGUAAGAGUGAUCGUAGUAGAUGAGAAUGACAAUGCUCCCCAGUUUAUGACAGUAGAGUACAGAGCAAGUGUCAAAUCAGAUGUUGGAAAAGGCCAUUUGGUCACUCAGGUGCAAGCAGUAGAUCCAGAUGAUGGGGCAAAUUCACGAAUUACUUAUUCAUUGUAUAGUGAAGCCUCUGUUUCUGUUGCUGAUCUGCUUGAAAUUGACCCUGACAAUGGAUGGAUGGUUACCAAAGGUAACUUUAACCAGUUGAAAAGCACAGUUCUGUCUUUCUUUGUCAAAGCAGUUGAUGGCGGCAUUCCUGUAAAGCAUUCUCUUAUUCCUGUUUAUAUCCAUGUUUUACCUCCUGAAACUGUUUUACCUUCCUUUUCCCAACCUCAGUAUUCCUUUACAAUACCAGAGGACACUCUCAUAGGCAGCACUAUUGAUAUUUUGCAUGCAUUGCCAAACCAAGGUGUUGUGUAUAGCACAGUUAAUGGUGAAUUACCUGAAAACAACAAAGAGGGAAUUUUCAUCAUAGAACAAGACACUGGAAUCAUAAAACUAGAUAAGAGACUUGACCAUGAGACAAAUCCUGCUUUUCACUUUAAAGUUGCAGCCACCGUACAACGAGAUAAAGUGGACAUUGUAAUAACUGUAGAUGUGGAAGUUAAAGUGUUGGAUGUAAAUGACAACAAACCCUCAUUUGAAGCUGCUAACUAUGAAGCUAUAAUAAUGGAAGGGAUGCCAAUAGGAACUAAACUUAUCCAAGUGAAGGCAGUUGAUUCAGACUGGGGUGCAAAUGGACAAGUCACAUAUACCCUGGCUGUAGAAUCAGAGCUAGACAAGAUCCUGGAAGCAUUCACAAUAGAUAGCAACAACGGUUGGAUCAGCACACUAAAGGACCUCGAUCAUGAAAAGGACCCCACCUUCAGUUUUGCUGUGGUGGCCUCAGAUCUGGGAGAAACUUUGUCCCUCUCAUCAACUGUGCUGGUCUCUGUCACUGUGACAGACAUAAAUGAUAACGCGCCAGUCUUUGAACAUGAGGUGUACAGAGGAACAGUGAAAGAGAGUGAUCCUCCUGGAGAAGUUGUGGCAGUUCUCAGCACCUGGGAUGAAGACACCUCUGAUAUCAACCGUCAGGUUAGCUACCAUAUUACAGGAGGGAAUCCCAAGGGAAAGUUUGCCUUGGGAUUGGUUCAGAAUGAAUGGAAAGUUUAUGUAAAGAGGCCUCUAGAUCGGGAAGAGCAAGACAUUUAUUAUCUUAACAUCACUGCUACUGAUGGACUCUUUGUAACUCAAGCUGCUGUGGAAGUGACAGUCACUGAUGUGAAUGAUAAUAGUCCUGUCUGUGACCAGGUUACAUAUACAGCAUUAUUUCCUGAAGACAUUCCGCCAAACAAAGUCAUCCUUAAGAUCAGUGCUAAGGAUGCAGACAUUGGGUCCAAUGGCGAAGUUCGAUAUUCUCUGUAUGGAUCUGGGAACAAUAAAUUUUUCUUAGAUCCAGAAAAUGGGGAGUUGAAAACCUUGGCCCCAUUGGACCGAGAGAAAAUUCCUGUGUACCACUUGGUUGCCAGGGCAACAGAUGGAGGUGGUAGGUUCUGCCAAACAGAAAUCCACCUAAUUUUGGAAGAUAUUAAUGAUAAUCCCCCAGUAUUUUCGUCUGAUCAUUACAUGGCAUGCGUCUAUGAGAACACAGCCACUAAAGCUUUGUUAACAAGAGUCCAAGCCAUGGAUCCUGAUGUAGGUGUGAACAGAAAAGUUGUCUAUUCCCUAGCAGACUCCGCAGGUGGUUACUUCUCUGUAGACAGGUCAUCAGGGAUCAUUAUUUUGGAGCAACCACUUGAUAGAGAGCUGCAGUCCUCUUAUAACAUCAGUGUAAAGGCAUCAGACCAGAGCAUUAUGUUGACCUUGUCAUCACUGGCUACAGUCACCAUUACAGUGCUGGAUAUUAAUGACAACCCUCCUGUGUUUGAAAGAAGAGACUAUCUUGUUUCAGUUCCUGAAGAUACCACUCUUAGCACUGAAAUCCUUGCUGUUUUUGCAACAAGCAAAGACAUUGGUACAAAUGCUGAAAUUGCCUACCUCAUCAGAUCUGGGAAUGAGAAAGGGAAGUUCAAGAUCAACUCAAAGACAGGAGCCAUUUCUGUAAUCGAAGCACUGGACUAUGAAACAUGUAAAGAUUUCUACCUCGUGGUGGAAGCAAAAGAUGGAGGUACUCCAGCCCUCAGUGCUGUUACUACAGUGAACAUAAAUGUAACAGAUGUUAAUGACAAUGCUCCAAAAUUUAGUCAGGUGCUGUACAGUGCAGUCAUCAGUGAGGAUGCAGCAGUUGGUGAUUCUGUGAUUAUGUUGAUAGCAGAAGACGUGGACAGUCCUUCCAAUGGCCAGAUUCAUUUCUCCAUAGUGAAUGGUGAUAGAGAUAAUGAAUUUUCAGUUGAUCCAGUUUUGGGACUUGUGAAGGUUAAAAAGAAAUUGGACAGAGAGAGGGUGUCUGGUUAUUCAUUAGUUAUUCAAGCAAAAGACAGCGGAGUCCCUCCAUUGUCAUCUUCUGUAACGGUCAACGUAGACAUUUCGGAUGUAAACGAUAAUGGCCCCCUAUUUACACCAGCUAACUAUACAGCUGUAAUUCAAGAAAAUAAACCAGUGGGCACAAGCAUUUUGCAGCUCGUAGUGAUGGACAAAGACUCUUUUCACAAUGGCCCUCCCUUUACCUUCACCAUUCUGACUGGCAACGAAGAGGAGGAAUUUACGCUGGACCCACAUGGAGUUUUAAGAUCUGCAGUUAUUUUCAAGCAUAUGGUAGCAACUGAAUAUGUGCUCUGCGUGCAGGCAAAAGAUUCUGGGAAGCCUCAACAGGUGUCCCACACCUACAUUCAGGUACGGGUCAUCGAAGAAAGCAUUCAUAAACCAACAGCUAUUUCCCUAGAGAUAUUUAUUGUCACUAUGGAAGAUGACUUUCCAGGGGGUGUCAUUGGGAAGAUUCAUGCCACAGAUCAAGACGUGUACGACGUCCUCACUUAUACCCUAAAUUCCGAGCAGAAAAGUCUGUUCAAGGUUAACAGCCACGAUGGAAAGAUCAUUGCCCUCGGAGGACUGGAUAAUGGCAAGUAUAUCCUGAAUGUUUCUGUCAGUGAUGGCCGGUUCCAAGUGCCUAUUGAUGUUGUAGUCCAUGUUGAGCAGCUGAUACAGGAAAUGCUGCAGAACACAGUUACCAUCCGAUUUGAGAAUGUUUCUCCUGAGGAUUUUGUGGGGCUUCAUAUGCAUGGUUUCCGACGCACCCUGCGAAACGCUGUGCUUUCCCAGAAACAAGACAGCCUGCAUAUUAUCAGUAUUCAGCCCGUGGCAGGCACCAAUCAGCUUGACAUGCUGUUUGCAGUUCAGAUGCACAAUGGUGGAUUUUAUAAGCCUGCCUAUUUGAUUCAGAAGCUCACCAAUGCAAGGAGACAUUUGGAAAAUGUGAUUCGCAUCUCUGCUAUCCUGGAGAAGAAUUGUUCAGGACUGGAUUGUCAGGAACAGCAUUGUGAGCAAAGCCUAUCUAUUGAUUCUCAUUCCCUGAUGACCUAUAGCACUGCACGGAUUAGUUUCGUGUGUCCUCGUUUCUACAGAAAUGUGCGCUGCACUUGCAACGGAGGGCUAUGUCCUGGCUCCAGCGAUCCCUGUAAUGAGAAGCCGUGUCCAGGGGACAUGCAGUGCGUGGGGUACGAAGCAAGUCGCAGGCCGUUCAUCUGCCAGUGCCCACCAGGAAAGCUUGGGGAAUGUUCAGGGCACACUUCUCUUAGCUUUGCUGGGAAUAGUUACAUCAAAUACCGAGUUUCUGAAAAUAGCAAGAAAGAGGAAUUCAAGUUGGCUCUCCGUCUGCGAACUCUGCAAAGCAACGGGAUUAUAAUGUACACCAGAGCAAAUCCCUGUAUAAUUCUGAAGAUUGUGGAUGGCAAAUUGUGGUUCCAGUUGGACUGUGGAAGUGGCCCGGGAAUCCUGGGAAUUUCUGGCAGGGCUGUGAACGAUGGGAGCUGGCACUCGGUCUUCCUGGAGCUGAAUCGGAAUUUCACAAGCCUGUCGCUGGAUGAUAGCUACGUGGAGCGGCGCAAGGCCCCCCUGUACUUCCAGACGCUGAGUACCGAUAGCUCUGUCUACUUUGGAGCCCAGGUGCAAGUAGAUAACGUCCGGAGUCUGACUGACAAGAGGACAACGCAGGUCCUGAGCGGCUUUCAAGGCUGCCUAGACUCAGUUGUCCUGAAUAACAACGAACUGCCACUCCAGAACAAGCGCAGCAGCUUUGCAGAAGUUGUUGGCCUGACUGAAUUGAAGCUUGGCUGUGUUUUAUACCCGGACGCAUGCAAGAGGAAUCCGUGCCUGAAUGGAGGGAGCUGUACCAGUGUGCCAUCUGGUGGUUAUCAAUGCAGUUGCCUCUCUCAAUACACGGGAAGAAACUGUGAAUCGGAAAUUACAGCCUGUUUUCCAAAUCCAUGUCGAAAUGGAGGGUCAUGUGAUCCCAUAGGCAAUGCCUUCAUUUGCAACUGCAAAAGUGGGCUAACAGGAGUAACGUGUGAAGAAGAUAUCAAUGAAUGUGAGAGAGAGGAAUGUGAAAAUGGUGGCUCCUGUGUCAACAUUUUUGGUUCAUUUCUAUGUAAUUGCACUCCUGGGUAUGUGGGACAGUAUUGUGGGCUUAGGCCUGUUGUGGUACCCAACAUCCAAGCCGGACACUCCUAUGUUGGAAAGGAAGAGCUCAUAGGAAUAUCAGUGGUUCUUUUUGUCAUCUUUGUGUUGAUCGUCUUGUUUAUAGUUUUCCGCAAGAAAGUAUUCAGGAAAAACUAUUCACGUAACAACAUCACCCUGGUGCAGGACCCAGCUACUGCUGCCCUGCUCAACAAGAGCAAUGGGAUCCAGUUCAAAAACAUAAGGAACAGUGGGGACAGUAGGAAUAUCUACCAGGAGGUUGGGCCGCCUCAAGUUCCUGUGAGGCCAAUGGCCUACACGCCUUGCUUCCAGAGUGACUCGCGGAACAACUUGGACAAGAUAGUUGAUGGACUUGGAGUUGAGCAUCAGGAGAUGACAACUUUUCACCCAGAAUCUCCUCGAAUAUUAACAGCAAGGCGGGGUGUGGUGGUGUGUAGUGUGGCUCCCAAUCUGCCAGCCGUGUCUCCCUGUCGAUCAGAUUGUGACUCCAUCAGGAAGAGUACCUGGGAUGCUGGGACUGAAAGUAAAGGGAUUGAUGAAGCUGAAGAAGUGACCUGUUUUGCAGGAAGUAAUAAAGGCAGCAACUCUGAAGUUCAGUCUCUCAGCUCCUUCCAGUCAGAUUCGGGCGAUGAUAAUGCUUCCAUAGUGACUGUCAUACAGCUUGUCAACAAUGUAGUUGACACUAUAGAAAAUGAAGUGUCUGUUAUGGAUCAAGGACAGAACUACAACAGAGCUUAUCAUUGGGACACCUCUGAUUGGAUGCCAAAUACUCGCUUAUCUGACAUUGAGGAAGUGCCCAAUUACGAAACCACGGAUGGAGGCUCAGUUCAUCACGGCAGCACAAGAGAGCUGGAGACAGAUUACUACCUUGGCGGCUAUGAUAUUGACAGCGACUACCCGCCUCCUCACGAAGAGGAGUUUUUAAGUCAGGACCAGUUACCGCCCCCUCUCCCUGAGGAUUAUCCAGACCAAUAUGAAGCCCUUCCACCAUCGCAGCCAGUUUCAAUGGCCAGUACACUCAGCCCAGAUUGCAGGCGACGGCCGCAGUUCCAUCCUAGCCAAUACCUCCCUCCUCAUCAGUACCCCAAUGAGACAGACACUUCUGGGUCUCAGACUGGGAAUGAAUUUAGUACUUUUGCUGUGGUCCCAGGUCAGAAAGCAGAAAACAUUAGUGCAGGUAAGAUGCCCUUAUCAUUGCAAAACUCUCUGGAUGCCUCCUCAUCCGAUGUCUCAGCCAGCUGUGGCUUUGAUGAUUCUGAAGUGGCCAUGAGUGACUAUGAAAGCGUGGAGGAACUCAACCUGGACAAUAUUCACAUUCCAUUUGUGGAGACUCAGCAGCAGACACAAGUGUAAAAGAGACUUUUUUGUCAUUUGGUCCAAUUAACAGUAUAAAUAUUGAGAAGAAUUUUGCUAAAGAUGUAUCUAUAUAUAUUGGGCAAGGCAGAAAGGCAGUAUAACUUACUAUUAACUUGUUCAGAAAUGAUACUGUAUGUGCAGAUACAAAGAGACCAAGUGUGUUAAAAGUUAUGCCACAAAAUUGUUACUGACAAUCCAGAGAGUAUGUACCUUCUAUUUAUUAUCCAGCAUAUACAGAGUUUGAGUGAGGGGUCACAAUUUCAUGUUUAUGUUAUCUUUCCCCUUUCUCCCCCAGUUUUGUGUAGUAUUGUAUUAUUAAAAGUGUUACGGUGUUAUAAUCUCCCCAUAGUAUUAGUGAACAGGUAAGGAUGUUUCCAACAGGUAUUGCUGCAUGACAUUUUGUGUCAGGUGAAGAAUAGGAGAAAUUGAUAAUUUAGGCUUCUUUCUACCCUGACACA